This is a messenger RNA of Hyalella azteca, 4519 nucleotides long. RefSeq names its product leucine-rich PPR motif-containing protein, mitochondrial (gene bsf). Lineage: Eukaryota; Metazoa; Arthropoda; Malacostraca; Amphipoda; Hyalellidae. The record is from RefSeq and is a predicted model, not a curated record. Gene Ontology annotation, molecular function: protein binding. The transcript has 29 exons. The coding region runs from base 76 to 4284 and encodes 1402 amino acids.
GAGACUUGGAUCCUUAGUAAAUCAGUGCCCAAUUUUGUGUAGUUUUGAACAAUUAGUUUCUCUGAAAUCUGUGAAAUGUCUUCUAUGUUACGAUCAGUUAGGAAUAUACCGGCAUUGAAAGCCCUUGCCGAAGCUUCCUCUUAUUAUGGAACCAUCAGGCCUCAAGAAAUACUUCACCUACGCAAUAAUUUAAAUUUAUUCUGUUCUAGGUUUAUUAGUGCACAGCAGAAAUUUGAGACCAGGAGUGAGAAGGACAACCACAGCUAUGAGCUCAGCAACCUGUUGGAGAGGCUCAAUACUGAAGGGAGGAUGUUUGGUCGCAUCUCAAACAAGCUUGUUCAAGAUGCUAUAUCUCUUCUGCGAAAACCUGAGUCAGUGAGCUCGUCUCAAAGCCUGGUGGUGCUGCGCUGCUGUGGAGCCCUCAUGCCCGAAGAGCUCCCUGACUACCGCACCAAGCUUGCUCAGAAUGUCUGGCAGAUACUCGAGAAACGCGGUGUCCCCAUGGACUUGUCCCAUUACAAUGCAUUGCUCCGAGUCUACAUUGAAAAUGAAUACGACUUUUCUCCAGCCGCAUUCCUUGAAAAUCUAGAAAGUAAAGGAAUUGAGCCCAAUCGCGUGACGUACCAACGACUCAUAACUCGUAAUGCACAGCUUGGAGAUAUUGAAGGAGCCACCAAGAUUCUCGAAAAGAUGAAGGAGAAAAAUCUGUCCAUUAAUGAGAGCAUCUUUAAUUCACUCAUCCUUGGUCACUCCAGAGCGGGUGACACAAAGAGCGCUGAAGACAUGCUGCAGGUGAUGCAGAGUAGCGGCCUGGAGCCUUCAGUGGACACCUACCUCGCUCUGGCCAUUUCUCAGGCCGAGCAUGGCGAUAUAGAGGGUGUCAAGGCCACCAUCAGCCAGAGCGCUGGGCAGGAGCAGGCGCUGCAUGAUAGAGACAUCAUGGAGGUCAUAUACGCACUCGCCUCCAAAGGGCAUGCCGAGCAUGUUCCUGAGAUGAUUUCGUUGCUCAGGAAGGAAUGGGGCUACAACCAGGACUGCAAGAACCUUAUUUUCCGCUUGCUGAACGCUGGUUGUGACGACUCUGCGCGCCUCGUCUACGACACAAUGGACUCCCUUGCUGACCCUGAAUCUCAGUCCAACCUCAACCAGGGACUCUUUUAUGUCAAGCAUCUCAUCAUUAGAGACAAGCCCAUAUCAUCAAUCCUGAGCAUGUGCGAAGACGUCUCAGGCAGCAACCCUCACCUGCUACAACGUUCCCUCGAGGCCGCCCUCGCGCGCAAUACGAAGCUCGUAUACCCCAUCAUGGACGCUAUUCAGGCCAAAGGAGCUGACCUGCGACCGCACUUCUUCUGGCCAUUGAUUGCACAACUCUCGGCCCGCGGCGAUGUUAACGGCAUUUACGAUGUACUGGGCAACAUGAAGUCUCGUGGAGUGCCAGUGAGCAUGUCCACGAUGCUGGACUAUGUACUGCCAACUCUCUUCAAGGAUCCUGAGGUUCAAGUUGCCGCGGUCAUGAACAAGCUCGAGCAAGCAGGCAUCUAUUACUCGGAGUCCGUCAACGCAAUUUCUGCCUACCUUGUGAAGCAGGGAGAUUUGGCCGCCACUGUCGAUCUGCUGAAGCGUUUCCGCUUCCGCCUCGUACCGUUGCUCCGACGAGACCUAGCUGUGGCUGUCGCUCGUACUAGAGACUACACGAACGUCGCGGCCAUCAUGGGACAAGUGCGUGCGGGCGCGCCUUCUGACCGCGAUCAUGAAGAAGAAGAAGAAUCUCUGCCUCUGCCUGAUGGAGAGGAGAUGGAAGAGGACAUCAAGAACCCUGCCGCCCCUGACUCCAAAGAUGACGUCGUAGGCCAGUUCUUAGUAGACGUUACCUACAGGGUUGGUUCUGACGCUGCUGAUUUUGACUGGGUCGCGCUUCUCACUGCACUGAAAGAUCGCGGCCUAUCAAUUUCAAAGGAUAGGGAGGCGACAGUUUCACAUCGGUUGGGCUCUAAGGCCACGUCAGAGGUAAACAGCCUCCUGAGCACGCUUGCUUCAGGCUCACUCACCAGGGUUGAUCUGGACCGGACAAGUUCAUAUCAGUCUCAGACCUCCUAUAACAGGAUGCCUGUUAAGCAGCUUGAAGCAGCGCUGGAGCAAUGCACCUCAAAUGGUGGUGACCCUAAGAACAUCCUCAUCAAACUCCUAGCGGCGUAUGCCAGAACCGGUGACGUUGAGAAAGCUGAGGAAACUUUCAAGGUUCUGCAGGAGACUCACCAGUUCCCUAUUGGUGUUGGGCUUCGACUUCUCAUGAUAAACAUGUACUGUAACGCACAAAAGCUUCAGCCCGCUGAAGAAAUUCUAGCAAGUAUCAGAGCCACAGAUCCUGACGCAGUCUUCAAUUCACCUAUGCUGCUCAAGCUUGCAAUUCUUUACGUCAACGAAGGAAAAAUUGAUGAGGCUGUUUCAUUCCUGGAGACUGAGGGCAAAAGAAAACUUGCAGCCAAGGAUGAAGCUGGUCAUGAUGAGCCGGAGAGUUUAAACAAAGACCAGUUUAUUGAGGUGAUGUGCAGUCGGCUGCUGUCGCCCCUGGCAGACCGCGGUGACGUGGACGCAGUAAUGCGUCUCGAGCGCGCUAUCCUGGACAACCGCAUCGCUCUCCCUACCCGCCGCCUCCUCGGAGCCGGCGUCAAGGCCUACAUCGUCAAAGGCGAUAUUGAGUCAGCUAUGGCUUGCAUUGUUGACUGCAAGAAGAACUACAAUGUGCUGCCGUUCAAGAGCGGGUUAACCAAAGAACUCAUCAAGCGAGAAGACACUCAAAGACUGCAACAGCUGGUGGACAUGACGACGGAUCUGUACGGGGAAUACAACAGCCUGCUGGACCUCACAAUUGGAUUUGUGGAUGAGGGGAGAGUCAAGGAGGCAAAACGUGUACUGGAGACUCCAGGAUUACGCAUCCCGAACGAGCGUCUUGUGCAUUUGUGUGAGCUCUACGCGAGAGAAAACAAAACCAAGUGCCUGGAAGACCUGCUUGCAGCCACCGCUGAUGUGUCCUCGGUUGACCGACGUCCCAUCUUUCAUCAUUUGUUGAAGUCUAUCAUAAAGGAUGGAAACUGCGAUAAGGCGCUGGCUCUUUGGACACAGAUGCAAGAUGAAGACGUGUUCAUCUCGGAUCAAUUCCUUCACGAUCUUGGCACGUUCCUCCAAGAGAACGGCAAGACCGUUCCUUUUGCUAUCCCAGAUUUGUCUGGUCGGACUGAAGCUCCUACUCCUCGAAUUGUGCUACAGCCUCAAGUCAAGAAGGAACAAGCUGCACCUCGUAUCGAAGCUACGUCUGCCCAGAAGGAUGAUCCUAGGUUGCUGGAGUAUCGGAAACGUCUGCAAGACAACGAAUUGGAUGAAGCUGUUACUCUUUUCAACGAGCUGUCCAAGAAAUCCGAGUCUUUGUACAACAGAGAUCGAUUAGAUUUGAUUCAGAAGCUGUUUGAGGCGGACAGGUUUUCCGAGGCUGUCCAAAUUAUAAAGUUGUCUCCUAAAUUCCGUGGUCAAAGCUUCGUGAAAUUCGUCACCUUAAGGCGGGUGCUGCAAAUGCUUGCUGACAAAGGCGACUACGACACGAUUGAUUACUUCGUCGACACGUCUCGCCCCAAGGAGCAAGGUUCCAUAGUUCGUCAACUGUGCGUGGCUGCAGGUCGCAGCAAUAAUGCUGAUCGGUGUUUCACGAAGUUCAACAUAAGGUUUGACCAGGCAACAACUCCUGAGGAACUGAACCUCGUUAGCAUGCAAUUCUCAAAAGCUGGCUUCCUGUGGCUCUUGAACAACGACUCGUCACUACUGCCAAAGAUGGAAAUUUUGGCCGAGAAACUAAAAUCUAGAGACGUGAUGGACGGCGUUUCUAUUCUGUGGGCCUAUCACUUCAUUAAAGCUGAUAAAAAGAAGCUAAGUGAAUUGAAUGAAGUGAUGCGGAGCAAGAAGACCGUCUUGCCUCACUCCGCUGUAUGUGACUACGUCAGGGACACCAGGGAUGUAGCAGUCGCUGAGAGAUUUUUGGCGACUUUGGAAGCUAACCCUGAGAUGAGCACACCGACCAUCAAGUUGGCGACGCACUGCGCAUUAAUGGACCUGCAUUGUCACAAAAAUUCCCUUAAAGAAGCGAUGCAGCAUUUGGAAGAGGCACUAAAACUCACUAAUCUCGAAUCCAUUCCCCGAACAUCUCUGGAGAUAAUCAAGGGGCUGCACGCUGCUCACGACCUUCCCUUCCCUUACACCAUUCCUACUAGGCAAAGGACCAAGAGUCAAGUUUGAAAACCUGUGGGAGCGGCCUACUUUCACUUCAUUUCCAUGAAUCUUGAGCGUUGAUGUAACCAGCUUUUCAAUGAUUCAUCUCUCGUGUGUAGUAAUCAUGAUCACUGUACGGUGGGCAUUUAAAAUGUGUAAAUAUGCCUCAUAAUAAUCUACAACCAAUCGAUGGAACAAAUUUUCAGUGAAAUGAACUAAAUUUGUAUUCAACAAGCUAGGGAAAAUAAAAUCUGACCAGUAA